UUAGUAUUAGUCCGUAAUAACAGGAUGAAACUUCCUGCCUACUAACUAACUAUAAAUUUCAGUAUAGAGUCAAUAGACAUUUGAACUGGAAAAGUGACAUCAUGUCCUUAAUGGAAAUCUAUUGCAGUGAGGCCCCUCCCUGUCCCCAUGACAUCAACGGGAGCUGUGUUGCUUUCUUCCCGAAGAACACGGCGAAUCCGUUCUUACACAUCCAACACCACUAGGAGAACCGACGGAAACAGCUCUUGCUCGCCGUUAUCGAUUUCUACACAGGACAUAAACAGACUUCUUCUCGACCAGAAAACAUGAGAGGUUGUUGACACUCGACUUGGCCACUAGCAAAAGGAAAGCCGGUUCAGGAAAGCCUGAACACAGCAGUUGGUGUGUAGUAAUAGGUCCAAAAAAUGGCAGCUCAUCGAAUCAGAGCCACCGCCACCAACAACACUUCUCUCCCGCGCUGCAAGUCCGAGGGGACGCUCAUCGAUCUCAGUGAAGGAUUGUCAGAAGCCAGUCUUACUGAUGUCAAAGUGCCUUCUCCCAGUGUCUUACGACUGGACACGACUGCCUCCUUUGGUGCUGCAAGGGAAGUCAUUGCCAUUAAGGACUACUGCCCAUCAAGCUUCACCACCUUGAAGUUUUCUAAAGGGGACCGCCUCUAUGUUCUGGACUCAUCGGGAGCAGAGUGGUGGUAUGCCCACAAUAACACAGAGAUGGGUUACAUUCCUGCACCGUAUGUGCAGCCAGUCAACUACAGAGACUCAUCCUUCAGUGACAGCGGAAUGAUUGACACUGUGGGAGAGUGUAAUGAGGAGGUAGCUAAGGAAAUGGACUUACUGGGAGAAUGGGCUGAGGUAAUUUUGAAACCAACCACCUUCCAAAACGGAAAUCCUUUUCCAACAACAACAACCCAUACCUCUACAAACCCUUUCUUAAACGGAGGUCCUCAGAGCUCACUUGAUCAAAAUAGUAAUGAAAAAUCAGUAGACCUCCUUCUGUUUGAUACCAACACAGUGGCCAACUCCACCAGCAGCACCUCAGACAUUAAUGGUUUUGACAGAGAUGUUUUUAAGCUGAAUCCUCUUAGUGAAGGGGUGGGACAAACUUUGCGCAGGGAUAACCCGUUUUUUAGAAGCAAACGGUCCUACAGUCUGUCUGAGCUGUCCGUCCUGCAGUCCCAGUCUGAAACACCAUUAACCUGCAAUUUGUUUGGAGGCCUCAAAGCACCAGUGCCAGAGCAAUUUCAAAGCAGGGAGGAUUUCCGGACAGCGUGGCUCACCCACCGCAAGCUAGCCAGGUCCUGCCAUCACUUGGACUUGCUGGGUCAGAACCCAGGCUGGGGCCAAACACAGCCGGUGGAGACUAACAUUGUCUGCCAGCUAGACAGCACAGGAGGGGCUGUCCAGCUUCCAGACACCAACAUCAGUAUCCAUAUCCCAGAGGGCCAUGUGGCCCCAGGUGACACCCAGCAGAUUUCAGUCAAAGCACUGCUUGACCCGCCGCUUGAGCUGAAUAAUGACCGCUGCACCACUGUCAGCCCUGUGGUUGAGAUUAAACUCAGCAACAUGGAGACCAAAACUACAAUUACCCUGGAGAUGAAAGUGUCUGUUGUGGUGAAAAUGGAAAGCAGGCUGAUGACAGAAGUCUUGUGUGUCAGGAGUGAUUGUAAAGAAGGACCUUACGCUCCCAUUCCUCAGGCCUACAUGUAUGGAGACACAGUCCAGGUUUCCCUGGAUAACCUGGAGCCAUGCAUGUAUGUGUGUGUUGUGGCUCAGUCCCAGUCCAUAUCUUCAGACUCCACAGUUUGGGAGCACGUGGUUAAAAAGAUCACCUUAGGAGUAUAUGGUCCCAAACAUAUUCAUCCAUCCUUCAAGACAGUCGUGGCUAUGUUUGGCCAUGAUUGUGCUCCAAAGACAUUACUGGUGAGUAACAUAGGCAAACAGGUGCAGUCUGCACCAUCAGUAGUGCUACAGCUCUGGGGUAAACACCAGUUUGUCCUGUCCAAGCCCCAGGACCUCCGCAUUGGAGUUUACUCCAACAUUGCCAACUAUGAGGUGAAGACUAGCAACCAGUCAACCAGAGUGGUCCAGGGCUUCCAGGUUAAGCUAGGAAAAGUCAGCAGGCUUGUCUAUGUCAUGUCCUCGCGCAACACUGAAGAUGUGUCUGAUUUCACCUUAAGAAUCCAGGUUAGAGAUAACCAAGAUGGUAUACUGGCUCAGUUUUGUGUUCAGACACCAACACCGCCACCCAGAGCAGGUCCAAAGAUAUCAAUACAACGGCGUUUCCUGAAGAAGAAGGAAGUCGGGAAGAUAGUCUUGUCACCUCUUGCCAUUGCCACCAAAUACCCUGUUUUUCAGGACAGAAGAAUAAAUAACUUGACAUUCGGAAAAUUAAUCAAAACUGUCAUCCGACAAACAAAGAAUCAAUACUUGCUUGAGUACAAGAAAGGAGACUUUGUAGCUCUGUUAAGUGAAGAGAAGAUCAAGCUGAAGGGGCAGUUGUGGACAAAAGAAUGGUACAUUGGAUAUUAUCAGGGCAAAAUGGGAUUUGUUCAUGCCAAGAAUGUGCUUGUGGUUAGCAAAGUUAAGCCCAUUUACUUCAGUGGGCCUGACCUCACCACUUCAUUGUUGCUGGAACAGAUCCUGAAGCCCUGCAAAUUCCUCACGUACAUCUACGCCUCGGUCAGAACUAUACUGAUGGAAAACAUUGGUAACUGGCGAGCAUUUGCAGAUGCCCUGGGAUACGUCAACCUGCCCUUGACCCAUUUCUGUCGGACAGAGCUGGACAGCGAACCUGAGAGGGUAGCAUCAGUGCUGGAAAGGCUGAAGGAAGACUGCAACAAUGCAGAGAGCAAAGAGCGGAAGUCUUUCCAGAAAGAACUCCUUUCGGCCCUGUUGAAGAUGGAUUGUCAGGGUCUUGUGGUCAGACUGGUCAUGGACUUUGUCCUCCUGACUACCGCCGUGGAGGUGGCUGGACGCUGGAGGGAGCUGGCUGAGAGACUUGCCAAAGUUUCACGCCAGCAGAUGGAUGCUUACGAGGCGCCACAUCGUGACAAGAACGGGGUGGUUGACAGCGAGGCCAUGUGGAAGCCAGCAUAUGAUUUUCUGGUCACGUGGGCUGCUCAGAUUGGCGACAGCUACAGAGACAUAAUCCAGGAGCUGCACAUGGGAUUAGACAAGAUGAAGAACCCCAUCACCAAGCGCUGGAAGCACCUAACUGGCACGCUUAUCCUAGUCCACUGCCUGGACUCCCUCCGGAGCUCUGCCUUCAGCUGCACCACUCAGGAUGAUUAUGCCAUCUAAAGUCUCUCCUCAUGACUCAGUGUUCAUACCGCCGGUGUUUCCCCACACCAGUUCACCUUUCUCGUUCAUUACGCAGUUUGAAAUGCUGCAGUCAGCUCAGUCUAAAUGCCACUACUGCUAUCAUAUGUUGCUGUUUUGUUCCAUGCAGCACUGCCUUCAGCUCCUCAUGCCCAGGGGAACAGCAGCUGCUGGCCAAACAACACAGUGAUGUGUAGAGCUCACAGUAUUCACAAGACUUUUUUAGUAGUUCUUGUCUUGCAUAGUUGUCAUUUUGUACUCUUAUUAUAGCACAGCAUUUUUUAAAAGCAAUACUUUGAACCCUUUGUUUAAAAACUGUUGAUUGAAUGCAAAGAAAGAGGCUUUUUCAUGAAAAGACAUGUUUCCAUUUUUUUUAUCUUUACUGUAGCCUUGUCAAGUGUCACAUCUGUUCUAUUUAUUUGUACAUGGAAGACAAAGAUUACUUUUUCUUCUUCAGGUUUUCUCUUAGAUGGCUCUUUUCAGUUCUUCUGUCAGAAGACUUGGUACUGAAGAAAAUGAAACAAUUAUUUAAUCUUAUACACCAUGUUUUAAACAAGCUCUCCAUUAUUGCAAAUUAAAUGAAUUGUCAUUUUACAGAAAAAAAUAAUCAACAACAGAUUAAAUAGUUGAAACUGAAUGAUUGCAGCAUGAAUUCAAAACAUCAUUGUUAUUGUUAUUAUUUGUAAACAGUCAUUUAAAGCAGUCUCAACACAAGAUUUAUUCUCACACUUGUUCUCGUGCUUUUGACCAUAUCACCUGGUCUUUAUCAGCACUUUCAGUUUGCUCAGUUGCUCUGAGAAUUUCUUGAACUUUUCAUCCAUAUUGACUUAAACCAUCUGCUUAUCAGAACCAAAUGUUACAACUGAAAGCUCCAGAACAACCAAGUAAACUGUGAGUUGAAUUUAUUUUGUCAACAAUGACUGUUAUUUUUCAUCAAUCAAUCAAUUUAAGUACCGUAAUUGUUAUUUUCAGCCUUAAGCUCCAUAUAACAACUAAAUAUUAGCAACACAUUUUCAGCUCUUUGCUGUCUUCUGUCUGCAUUUCUUUUGUCUGAGGUAAUUAUUAAAACUUACCAAAGCUUGCCAAAAAUGAAUACUCUAUACUGAUAACCAUGUAACCAUGUUCAGACCGCUGUUGGAAAGAUGUUGUCGGUCAAAGCAUCUGGUUAGGUUUUGUCUCAGUACUGCAUACUGUAUAACAUGGUAGUAGUUUAGAAACUUUUUUUUGAGUUGCAUACUUUUGUGGAAAAGAAAUAAAAUGUAAAUAUUUAUAUACA
Messenger RNA from Scatophagus argus, 4593 nucleotides. Its product is annotated as SH3 domain-binding protein 4. The transcript has 5 exons. Bases 405 to 3299 code for a protein of 964 amino acids. Gene Ontology annotation, molecular function: protein binding. The record is from RefSeq and is a predicted model, not a curated record. NCBI's taxonomy places the organism in Eukaryota, Metazoa, Chordata, Actinopteri, Scatophagidae. Gene Ontology annotation, cellular component: cytoplasm.